AUAAGAAAGAUAUAUUCUUUUAGAUAUUAUUUUGAUUUUUGAGAUACCGGCUUUUCUAUUAAUUGAAUCAGGGAAUUUUUUGUGUGUUUGAAUACAAAUUCUAUAAGGACAGAGUAUGAAGCUUAGUGUCGACGGACUAGAAGUUUAUUUCCCUUACGAGUACAUCUACCCCGAGCAGUAUGCAUACAUGGUGGAACUCAAAAGGGCACUAGAUGCCAAAGGGCAUUGUCUGUUGGAGAUGCCCUCAGGAACUGGCAAAACUGCAACUUUAUUGUCAUUGAUUGUGGCAUACAUGAUAGCCCACCCUGAGAAUGUACGCAAACUUAUUUAUUGUUCUCGUACAGUUCCAGAAAUUGAAAAGGUGGUCGCAGAAUUGAAGAGUUUAUUGAAUUAUUAUGCAAAGCACACGCAUUCGCCUCCAAAGAUGACUGGUUUAGUUUUGAGUUCAAGAAAAAACAUGUGCAUUCAUCCGGAAGUUAGUAAGCAGCAUGAAGGCAAAUCAGUGGACGGAAUGUGUUUUGGCCUAACAGCGAGCUAUGUUCGCGAAAAAGCUGAAAUAGACGGAAAUACUCCUACUUGUCAAUAUUAUGAAGGUUUUAAUUUAGAGGGCAAAGAAUCAACACUUCCCGAAGGAGUUUACAGCCUUGAUUAUUUGAAAGAGUAUGGAAGAUCGAGGAACUGGUGCCCUUAUUUCACGGCACGAUAUGCUAUUGCAUAUGCCACAAUUGUUGUCUACAGUUAUCAUUACCUACUAGAUCCAAAAAUAGCUGAAGUCGUUUCAAAAGAACUGCAAAAAGAAUCAGUUAUUGUCUUUGAUGAGGCACACAACAUUGAUAACGUAUGCAUAGAUUCAAUGAGUGUGAAAAUAAAUCGAAGGAUUGUAGAGCGGAGUACACAUGCUAUCAAUAAUUUACAAAAAAUAGUACGAGAUAUUAAAGAAGAAGAUACAAAUCGAUUGAAUUAUGAAUACCAAAGAAUGGUGCAGGGGCUAAAGGAUGCGAGUGAAAGACAAGACACAGAUAUGGUGUUGGCAAACCCACUUUUACCAGCAGAUGUUUUGAAAGAGGUUGUUCCAGGCAAUAUUCGUAAUGCCGAUCAUUUCAUUAACUUUCUUCGUCGUUUUGUUGAGUACAUCAAAACUCGUCUUCGCGUCCAUAACGUUGUUCAGGAAUCACCCGCAAGUUUUCUUAAAGAUAUUGCUGCAAAAAUAUGUGCAGAUAGAAAGCCUUUAAGAUUCUGUGCUGAAAGACUAGCGAGCCUCUUAAGGACACUUGAAAUAACAGACAUGACUGAAUAUGGUGGCCUAGUUGUGAUAACUCACUUUGCCACUUUAGUCUCAACUUAUACAAAGGGCUUUACAAUCAUCAUUGAACCUUUUGAUGACAAAACUCCCACCGUAGCGAAUCCUAUUUUGCAUUUCAGCUGUUUAGAUUCAUCGAUUGCAAUGGCUCCAAUUUUCUCUCGCUUCCAAAGCGUUGUUAUUACUUCAGGUACUUUGUCUCCAAUGGAUAUGUAUCCUAAGAUUUUAGAUUUCGAUCCCGUCGUUUUAAGUUCCUUUACUAUGACAUUGGCAAGGCCAUGUUUGUUACCUAUGAUUGUUUCCAAGGGAAAUGACCAAGUAGCUAUUUCAUCCAAAUUUGAAACACGAGAAGAUACUGCUGUAAUAAGAAACUAUGGACAACUUUUAGUCGAAACUGCAAAAAUUGUUCCCGAUGGUAUCGUUUGCUUUUUUACAUCAUAUUUGUAUCUAGAAUCGGUAGUGGCAUCUUGGUAUGAUCAAGGCAUUGUCGAUACUCUAUUGCGUUACAAACUUCUUUUCAUCGAGACACAGGACAAUGCAGAAACAAGUUACGCACUUAUGAACUACGUUAAGGCUUGUGAUUGUGGACGUGGUGCGGUUUUGCUGGCAGUUACCAGGGGAAAAGUAUCGGAGGGUGUGGACUUCGAUCAUCAAUAUGGAAGGGCAGUUCUUAUGUUCGGUAUUCCCUAUGUGUAUACUCAAUCAAAGAUUCUUAAAGCUCGACUUCAAUAUCUCAGAGAUAAUUUUCAAAUAAAUGAAAAUGAUUUCCUAACUUUUGAUGCUAUGCGACAUGCUGCUCAAUGUGUUGGUCGUGUACUUCGUGGAAAAACUGAUUAUGGAAUUAUGAUAUUCGCCGAUAAGCGUUUUUCUCGCCAAGAUAAACGUGGUCGCUUACCAAAGUGGAUUCAAGAGUAUUUAGUUGACAGCUACUGUAACUUAAGUACCGAAGAAGCUAUGCAUUUAGCUAGAAGAUGGUUAAGGCAAAUGGCACAGCCAUUUACACGAGAAGAUCAACUUGGAAUAUCCUUGCUCACGUUAGAGCAAUUAGAGAACUCUGAAAGAAAAAAACUUGAAAAACAAUAAAAAAUAAAAUAAAUACAUUUUUACAGGA
Messenger RNA from Eupeodes corollae, 2411 nucleotides. It is a transcript of the gene Xpd, whose product is annotated as general transcription and DNA repair factor IIH helicase subunit XPD. Gene Ontology annotation, cellular component: nucleus. Gene Ontology annotation, biological process: positive regulation of mitotic recombination; transcription by RNA polymerase II; nucleotide-excision repair. The record is from RefSeq and is a predicted model, not a curated record. NCBI's taxonomy places the organism in Eukaryota, Metazoa, Arthropoda, Insecta, Diptera, Syrphidae. Gene Ontology annotation, molecular function: hydrolase activity, acting on acid anhydrides, in phosphorus-containing anhydrides; damaged DNA binding; DNA helicase activity. The transcript is spliced from 9 exons. Bases 116 to 2383 code for a protein of 755 amino acids.